GGGAGGCAGGCCUCUGCCAGUAAGUGCCAGGUCACUCCUGCCCUGAUUCCCCGCCUCCUUGCACUUGCCUCACUAGUUUCUGCUUCCUAGAGAAGGAACAAGCCCGUGGCCACUGGGAACACCUGGACGGCACUCAGCUGUGACUGUCUCAAGGGAAGGAGAGCUGGCAGCCUUGACUGACCAGGCAGAUGCGGUUCCUUGAGAGCUCCUUCUUACCCACCCAGUUCCUACUGCUGGUGGGGGUCCCUGUGGCAAGUCUUGUCUUUCUGGUCCAAUGUCUUCGAUUGCAUUGUCCUCGCUGGCUGCAGAGGAGAAUCUGGAGGGUGGAUAGUAGCCAACAGGAUUCAGUGUCCCAAUGCAUCCCCUACCCAGACUAUGAGGUCCCAAGGCCAUGUCUGCCGGCCACAUUGCCUGAGAUGGCCACCUUCUACCAGGAGCUGCACACGCCCACCCAUGGCCAGACUGUCACCCGCCAGCUGAUGAACAAGCUACUGGUGUUUGCAGCUCGAGAGGUGGAUCACCGUGGUGGCUGUCUGAUGCUGCAAGACACUGGCAUCUCCCUGCUCAUCCCACCAGGUGCUGUGGCUGUAGGUCGUCAGGAACGGGUGUCACUGGUUCUGGUGUGGGACCUGUCGGAUGCCCCUUCGCUGUCCCAAGCCCAGGGGCUGGUGAGCCCAGUGGUAGCAUGUGGCCCCCAUGGGGCCUCCUUUCUGAAGCCCUGCACUCUCACGUUCAAACACUGUGCCCAGUUGCCCAGUCAGGUUUGCACCUACAGCAGCAACACGACCCUGCUGGAUGUCAAGGCCUGGAAGCCCCUGGGUAGGGCUGGAGCCCACAUCUCCCGGGAUGAGUGUCGCAUUCACCUCUCACACUUCAGUCUCUAUACCUGUGUGCUGGAGGCCCCUGUGGGCCAGGAAGCCCGCAAGUGGCUGCAGCUGGCCCUGUUCUGCUCACCACUGGGGCCUGCGCAGUCACACCUGCAGCUGCGCGUCUACUUCCUCAACAACACACCAUGCGCCCUGCAGUGGGCCCUGACCAAUGAGCAGCCCCAUGGCGGGCGCCUGCGUGGACCCUGCCAGCUCUUUGACUUCACUGGCACCCGAGGGGACCAGUACCUGAAGCUCAAGUACAUCUCUGAGGGUUGGGAGAAUGUGGAUGACAGCAGUUGCCAACUGGUUCCUCACCUUCACAUCUGGCACGGGAAAUGUCCCUUCCGUUCCUUCUGCUUCCGGAGAAAAGCAGCCAAGGAGAAUGAGGACUGCUCAGCACUGACCAAUGAGAUCAUUGUCACCAUGCACACCUUCCAGGAUGGCUUGGAAACCAAGUACAUGGAAAUCCUCAGGUUCCAGGCCUCAGAGGAGGAAUCCUGGGCGGUGCCACCCCCUGUCAACCAAUCACCACCAUGCAAUCGGCUGCCCCCAGAGCUCUUUGAGCAGCUACAGAUGCUACUGGAGCCAAGUAGCAUCACAGGCAAUGACUGGCGCCGACUGGCUUCCCACCUGGGGCUCUGUGGCAUGAAAAUCAGGUUCCUUUCCUGCCAGCGCAGCCCGGCAGCAGCCAUCUUGGAGCUGUUUGAGGAGCAAAAUGGCAGCCUGCAGGAGCUGCACUACCUCAUGACCAUCAUGGAGAGACUAGACUGUGCCUCUGCCAUCCAGAACUAUCUGAAUGGGAGCAGCCCAGCCCCCACACAUCAGGCUGCCCUGGAGAACCAAGCCCUGGAGUUGGAUGAACAGCUCUGAGCAGCCAACUUGGGCAGGGUGGGGUUGGAAUGGGGGGGGGGGGACAAACACAGCCACUGUUUUUGGCCCUGCCCAACAAUCUCAUUAGAACCCUUGGACAAUGCCCAAGAUCCUCUGUGGAGGCCUGAAUGCCAUUGCCAAGGUUCCUGGAUAUCAGGAGCACUCUUGUGACCGUCUUUGCCCUGUGCUUGUAGAUCCCCUUUUGGCCAGCAGGGGGACAGGAAUCCAGGAGAUGGCAUGGUGGCCCACCUCCUGGAAGCUAUUAAACAGUACAAAGGACUGUCAGGUUGACAAAUUGACACUUUUUGGGGACAGGUCAGUACACAAGUAUUUGCUGAGCACUUAAUAAUGCCCAGCAUUGGGCUGGGUAUCAUGGCAAUACAAAAAUAUGUGAGAUAGAGUUUAGAGCCUAGACACGCCCACAUUUUUUUUUUUUUUUAAUAAGCUGAAUGCUGAACUUGAAUUGUGAACUUGCAAAUAGCAUAUAGAGGUCAACAGAGGUAAGUCUUGAGGAAAGUUGGGUGAGGUAAGGAAAGAGGGAGGAGAGAGAGAGAGAGAUAGAGAGAGAGAGAGAGAGAGAGAGACUGACUCAUGGAGGAUGCUAGAGAAAGGAUUUAAGUAAGGCAUGGUCUGGAGAACGCCUUGCUGAGAACAAGCCAUGGCAGACAGUGCUGUGGAUGUGGGGUGAGGGCAGGACAAGGCUCAAGGUCUGUCUAAAGGUGAUCAGUCACCUCUGACUCUCCAUUUUUUCUCCUUUGUUUCUCUAUCCCAAUGCCCUUGCCUUGUCUUUCUCUCUCUUUGUCAUGACCUCUAUCCUAAAACAGUAAAAGCUAAAAAAAAAAAUCCUGAUUCUUUUGACCCAUAUUUACCAUCUUUCUCUCAGGUUAUGUGACUUUCAAAUCUUUUUUUUUUUUCAGUUUGUGACUUUCAAAUCUUUCUGAUGUCAUUUUGCUUUCCUUCUCUCUCUUCCUCCUUUGAUCUCUUUAUCUCUGAACUGUGUAUCUCUGCGUUACCCUAAGUCUUAGCACCUUUUUUCCUCUACUCACUAUGCCUGCCUUUGUAUGUUUCUUUCUCUCUGAAACUCUUAUUCAUUCCCCUCAGGCAAGUGACUCUGCACUGGUGUUAAGUAUUAAAGGCUAUUGAAAGGAUUGGGCCUCCUCAGGAAGGUGCAGGUGGGGACUCCCUCCUACCCCUAUCAAGAUCCAGAAUGGGGUCAGAAAAUAAAGACUAGGGAUUACAGAAUACUCCAUUCAGUCAACAAGUAUUUAUUCAGCAGCUACUAUGUGUUAGAAACUGUAUAGAAAGGAGAUCAAAAGACCCAGUCCUGAAAAGGGAACAAAGGGUCUGACUCAAUUCUAACAACUCUUUUGUUUACAAACAGGUGUUGUUAACUUUUUUUUCAAGGGCAGGCAGACAACCUCUCUCCACAGCACUAACAAUUUGUUUCCAUUUUUUAAUUAAAAACUUUAAAGUUUUUUUCUCUGAGGAAUAAUAUUGUGUAAUAAAAUAUGAAAACUGCC
This is a messenger RNA of Erinaceus europaeus (western European hedgehog), 3259 nucleotides long. RefSeq names its product unc-5 family C-terminal like (gene UNC5CL). Gene Ontology annotation, cellular component: membrane. Lineage: Eukaryota; Metazoa; Chordata; Mammalia; Eulipotyphla; Erinaceidae. The coding region runs from base 189 to 1739 and encodes 516 amino acids. The transcript is spliced from 9 exons. Gene Ontology annotation, molecular function: protein binding; netrin receptor activity. Gene Ontology annotation, biological process: positive regulation of JNK cascade; positive regulation of canonical NF-kappaB signal transduction; netrin-activated signaling pathway. The record is from RefSeq and is a predicted model, not a curated record.